AUGCCGUCCAUGGCAGGCUCCAAGCCUGUGACCGAACUACCUCGAUUCUUGCGCCUGACCUGGACCUCCGCCGCCCUCAUCCAGGCAGCGCCCCAGUCCGUCCCAAAGCGACCUUGCGUAACUCAAACCCUGAAGGCCCCUUCCUUCAAGUCUGUGUCGAGGCCUAGGGCAAUACAUCACAGUGCUGCUAAGAGCUUGACCGUGAGAAAUCCUUCUUCCCCUUCACGGAAGAGACCCCGGACCUACGUUCAACCACUUCCCCCAGACGCAGCUCCCAUCCGGCACAAUGGAGUCUACGCUGCCGCAUUCAAACCGGCCCGUCGAGCGUUCUCAACAACCCCUGUGCAACACAAAGCUCACCACUUUGACACGCUGAGAUUCGUGCAAAGACUGAAAGAUGAAGGGUUCACAGAAGAGCAGGCUGUGGCUAUGAUGCGCGUCCUAAACGAUGUAAUAGAAGAGUCGAUCCAGAACCUGACCCGAACUAUGGUCUUAAAGGAAGACGCAGAGAGAAGCACAUAUACGCAAAAAGUCGAUUUUGCCAAAUUGCGGAGCGAAUUGUCCAAUGCGGACAGCACCGAAGCACAACUAACACGAUCCAGCCACGAUCGUCUGACCAGUGAUCUGGCUAAGUUGAACUCGAGAUUACGGGAUGAGAUCAGUCGGACGCAGGCCAGUGUUCGCCUCGACCUGAACCUCGAAAAGGGCAGGAUACGAGAAGAAGCGAACGGACAGGAAAUGCGCAUCAAGGAGACGGAAGCCCGGAUUGAACAAGAGGUGGCUAGUCUCCGCGAACGAGUCGAAGCGGUCAAGUUCUCAACCCUCCAAUGGCUCAUGGGCGUUUGCACGGGUACAGCAGCACUCAUUUUGGGUGCCUGGCGUCUGCUGAUGUAA
Messenger RNA from Fonsecaea multimorphosa CBS 102226, 894 nucleotides. RefSeq lists its product as uncharacterized. The coding region runs from base 1 to 894 and encodes 297 amino acids. Gene Ontology annotation, cellular component: mitochondrion. The transcript has 2 exons. NCBI's taxonomy places the organism in Eukaryota, Fungi, Ascomycota, Eurotiomycetes, Chaetothyriales, Herpotrichiellaceae. The record is from RefSeq and is a predicted model, not a curated record.